GGAGGGGAGGGGCCAGGCGGCUCUCCCCGCCCAGCGCCGGCCCGGGCCCCCUCCCCGCUCGGCCCCGGAGGAGGGCGGGCCCAGGCGACUCCCCGGAUUGCGGGCUGCCGGCUCUGCGCCCCCGCCCGCCCGCCUGCCGGCUCCCGCGCCCCACGCCCCGCCCGCGGCCGCCACUCGGCCCUGCCGGCUCACCCUAGCUUGACUCCCCGCGAGGGCUGUGGGGAGGGGGCGAGGAGGAGGAGCCGAGGAGGAGCGACGGGGAGGAAGGAUCAGAAAAUGCUGUGUUGAGAGGCACCGCAGAGGUCAACUGGACCACCUCCCUUAGAUCUCCCUGAGGUUGUAGCCCUGCCCCACCCUGCAGCUGCCUUCAAGUCCCAGCACUGAUAGACUGAGUAGAAGUGGGAGUCACAGAAGAAGCUUGAGAACUCAGGACUGCAGAUUCAGAGACUGUGACAGGCUGUGGGAUGACUCUACCCCAGCCUCAGCCCAAGAGCCCUGGAAUUCCAGGACUUCACCUCCCAUCACCAACGAUGUGGCUGGCCACCUGAGACCACAGAUGGAGAAACUGAGGCUUCAAGGCAUGAGCUGCUUUCCCAAAGUCAUACAAAUGUUAAGUGCAGAAGUAGGAUCUGAAUUCCAGCAGUCUUACUCCAGCAACCAUACUGUGGAAGCCGGCGAUGCCUCCUUAAGCCCCGUCUGGGCUUGGAGAGGAUGUCCUCCCUGAUGGACCAGAGCAUGCCAGCCCCUGUGGCUGGUGUGGUAUUCCUACAGACUGUCUGGCAAGUUUUGCUUGCUCUGGUUUCUCACUAAAACAACCUUUGGAUUUGGCUUCCCAUGCGACUCACAUACAGGAAAAGAGGGCCAUGACCUGCCAACAUGACAGCUGUAUUUUUCACUAGUAACUUAAUAAACUGGCUGCCUGGGUUCACAUACGUAUCUGUUUCUGAGAGCUUGGUUAAGGUGAGCCCACCCCAGAGCUGAAGCCCACCACGUGCCAACUUAAUUGAGAUUCUGGGCAUGCAAGCAUAGCCCCCAGCUGAGGCCUCUGUGCCAAGGAAAUUCCUCUUGGCCUCCUUUUGGCUGGUUUGGCCCGCCUUCCCCAGUGACAGUCUGGCUCUUUGGAGUCAAGCUGCCUGGUCAAACUGUGAGGGUCUGCAGAAAGAAGGAAGCAACAGUGCCAGGUUCCAGUGCGUGUUCCAAGUUCCACAUUCUGCCUACAAACGCCCGGUGCCAGAGCAAAGGCUGGCCCUUGGCAGCGGACUGCUCAGAACGUGGAACUCUGGAGACACUCCUGAAACUCUGCCCUAAGUCAAAGGAACCAGAGAGUCCACCAGUUCUCCCUCCACCUCCCUUUCCAGGAGCAGCCAUGGCCCUGAGUGAUGUCAAUGUGCAGAAGCAGAUUAAGCACAUGAUGGCUUUCAUUGAGCAGGAAGCCAAUGAGAAGGCAGAAGAAAUAGAUGCCAAGGCUGAGGAAGAGUUCAACAUUGAGAAAGGACGCCUUGUGCAAACCCAACGACUGAAGAUUAUGGAGUAUUAUGAGAAGAAAGAGAAGCAGAUAGAGCAGCAGAAGAAAAUCCAGAUGUCUACCAUGAGGAAUCAGGCAAGGCUGAAAGUCCUGAGAGCCCGAAACGACCUCAUCUCAGAGUUGCUGAAUGAUGCAAAGCUGAGACUCAGCAGGAUUGUGGCAGACCCAGAAUUUUACCAGGGGCUGCUGGAUAAACUAGUGCUCCAGGGUCUGCUCCGACUGCUGGAGCCUGUGGUGAUUGUACGCUGCAGGCCACAGGACCUCCUCCUGGUGGAGGCUGCAGUGCAAAAAGCCAUCCCUCAAUACAUGACAGUCUCCCACAAACGUGUGGAAGUCCAAGUUGACAGAGAGGUGCAACUGGCUACAGAUGUGGCUGGAGGUGUGGAGGUCUACAGUGGUGAUCAGAGAAUAAUGGUUUGCAAUACUCUGGAAAGUCGACUGGAUCUCUUAUCCUGGCAAAAGAUGCCAGAAAUACGAAAGGCCUUGUUUGGAGCCAGUGCCAACAGGAAGUUCUUUAUAUAAGCCUCUAGGAAGUGAAGCUCAUGUUGAACUUCUAAGCCCCAAAAGCAUGAGUUAUUAGGACAAAGGAAACCAGUAAUAUCUCCUCUUUUUUGCUCUGGUAUUAGUCUAUCUUCAUGAAAUACGCUUUGACUAGCUAAAGGCAUUAUACUUUGGAAUAAAGCCUGACUUAAUGCUUA
Messenger RNA from Balaenoptera ricei (Rice's whale), 2223 nucleotides. It is a transcript of the gene ATP6V1E2, whose product is annotated as ATPase H+ transporting V1 subunit E2. The coding region runs from base 1367 to 2047 and encodes 226 amino acids. Lineage: Eukaryota; Metazoa; Chordata; Mammalia; Artiodactyla; Balaenopteridae. Gene Ontology annotation, molecular function: proton-transporting ATPase activity, rotational mechanism. Gene Ontology annotation, biological process: proton transmembrane transport. Gene Ontology annotation, cellular component: proton-transporting two-sector ATPase complex, catalytic domain. The record is from RefSeq and is a predicted model, not a curated record. The transcript is spliced from 5 exons.